AAUACGACACACAAGCUCCAAGCAGAAACACCGCCAAAAGAACACGAAGAAAUACUGAAGACACGCGAGAACAGCACAAGAUUCGAUUCCGCGUACUGAGACCCUUUUUAUUAUUAAUUUCGUAACGUUGCGUUGGUUACCCUUUUUUCUAAGUAUAAACCUAGAUUAGUAUAUUGGCCUUAUUACUUAAAACUUAAAAACGUUCGUAUAAUUAUUUAUACUGCCUGACAUCCAAUAACAUAUUAAUACAUUGUCCUAUGAUCCUAAAUCCUAAUUUUAAUAUCUAUCCAACCCUUUCUAAAUAUCUUGCAACAUUAAUAUACCAAUAUAGGUUAUACUCGAGCCCAAACGACUCAGUAUCUAUCUUAAUAAAGUAAAUCGGAUCGUAUAUAAUAAUGCUUAUCGAAUCACAACACCGAGACACCUAAACACAUCCGUUGACGAAAAGCAAUAUGGUUGAAAGUGAACCUAAUAUUUUAAUGCAGAAUUGGGAGGAUGACUAUUUAAUUGAAACUGCAAUUGAUUCACCUCGAGUUUGGAAUACAUUAUACGAUGAAAUUGAAAUACAAGAAUUAAAAUCUAAUAGAUAUGAUGAAGUACUUAAAAUAAUCGAGGAACAUUAUAUCCAUGAUGAACCAAUAAUUCAAAGUAGCAAAAUGCAUACCGACAAUGGAUCUGUUGAAGAAUACUUAUACUUGGUUCGAACUUGGAUGAAAGACACACUUUCAACUGUUGCUGUUGAGCAGAAAACUGGAAAUUUAGUUGGAUUUAUUAUAUGCAGAUUCAACGAAUUAAAUAACAGAGAUCCCGAAUUCAGCAAAGAUAGGGUUUAUGAAGGUGAGAUACUGAGAGAGCUGCAAAAGUUUAAACAUUAUUUAACUAAAAGAGGUAAUCCAUAUAAACAUAAUAAUGUGGAAAAAAUGUUAGAAGUAUAUUCGUGGUUUGUGCUUCCCGAGUAUAGAAAUAAAGGAAUUGGUACGGAGUUGCUGACAAACGUCGUGAUGAGACAACUUCCCGAGUACGGAUGGUUCGACAUCGACGUGAUCGCCGGCGUGUUCACCGACAAGGUGAGCCAAAACAUUGCCACGUCGUUGGGGAUGGAGACAUUAUACGAUUUCAUAUACUCAGCAUGGACCGUCGCCAACAAGACAACUGGUGAACAAGAUGAGUUCUUCAAACAAAUCGUGCGUGGUAAUUACUCGGCCAAAGUGAUGUCUAUGAAAGUCAGCACGUCGCCGUCGAAUCACAGCUAA
This is a messenger RNA of Rhopalosiphum maidis (corn leaf aphid), 1253 nucleotides long. RefSeq lists its product as uncharacterized. NCBI's taxonomy places the organism in Eukaryota, Metazoa, Arthropoda, Insecta, Hemiptera, Aphididae. The record is from RefSeq and is a predicted model, not a curated record. Gene Ontology annotation, molecular function: N-acetyltransferase activity. The coding region runs from base 453 to 1253 and encodes 266 amino acids. The transcript has 5 exons.